Messenger RNA from Seminavis robusta, 738 nucleotides. The record is from the annotation of a GenBank genome assembly. NCBI's taxonomy places the organism in Eukaryota, Bacillariophyta, Bacillariophyceae, Naviculales, Naviculaceae.
AUGCAACGAGUCCGCAGUGAAUACAGUAUUCUUGGAACGUAUGAAGACGGAGUCCAGGCAAUCCGUGCCUUUAUGGAUUUUGCACCCAAAACUCUCAUGUCUUUUACGUUCAACCCCCACACUGGAAAAUCUGUUCUCGUCAUUGAUGGUGUGGUGCCUCUGCAGGAACUUUGGCGAGAACCAAAGAAUGUGAACAUUACCAUUCGUGGUUGUUUCUACCUAUGCUAUGCCACAUUUCCUACCCUACAAUGUGUGCGUGUUGGCAACACACAUGUUUUUGAGUUGGAAGGCCACAGUUGGGGGAAGGGUGUGAUGCAGGCCAAGAAUUUUGUCAAGCUGACCAACCACACACACGGGGCGUUUCCUUCUGUGAUAAAAGAGACACGCUUCUACAAUACACCCUCGGUUGCCAACAUGUUUUUCACCAUGGUGAAUAAAUUCAUUCCACAAGAAGUGUCAGACAGACACAAAGUGGGCUGCAAGUUUUCAGGAGGUAGACUGUCCAAUUUCUACAUGGUGCCUACACCUGAAGAAGCCUCCCAACGGACUUUUUUGAACAUCUGCAUCGGCCUCAAGAUUAGGAUGGAAUCUGAAAAGGCAUUUUCUCUGGAUGAUUUCAAACCUCCAGCUAAAGAGGGCUCUGAGACUCUUGGGAAUCCGGAGCGCCUGUUGUGCUGGUACAGUGUGGAGAACAAGGAAAGAGUGGAGAACGAGAAAAGGACGAAGACUACUAACUGA